GCUUUUGUUAGUUGUGACUGAGAGGUGGUUGUGUUAUCAUAUGUGGCGCGCGCAAAGCUUUACGUUCGUGUCGGGGGAGGGAAAUCGGAAAUAAACUCUGCUUUUUCAGCAGUUUUCAUUCAACAAAUGUGCUGGCACUACAGUACACAAAUAAUUGUGAGAAAAUAUUUUUCUUCGAGUGUCGUUAAAAUCGAAUUGUCACAAAAAUUAAAACUCGAACACUCGAUAGACGGAAUUGAGAUUAUCGAUUAAACAAGAACCGCACAACGCACAUAACUAUAUCCGGCCGCCUUCGCUUGUUCGUUUUCACAUACACAUUUAAACUCUUGGGAAAGUUUGAAAUCGUUUCUAGUGUGAGUGCUAAACCGCGACGUGCUUUAUAUUAUAAGUAAAUGCAAAUCGCUGCAGCAGUUACUGCAAAUUUUUAUAAAAACUCAAAACGGCAUUUUCACAGCAUCCUCGUCAGAAUGGACUACUUGCAGAGUCUGUACAAUCGUAUCAUGGGCCUUAGUAGCCAGGAGUAUGGUUCCUUCAGCUCCAAUGACUCGCUACCACGCAAAGUUGUUGCCUUUGGUAAUGUGCUGCUUGACCAGACAGCCCACUUGGCGGAUACACAGCUAUUGGAGCGAUACAAACUGUCUCUGAAUGCCAGAGGUGAAUUGGAUGUUGCGACCUUAACAAAGGUAACAGAUGAGGCUACACUAGACAAUGAUAGUCGUGAUCCCCAUUUGGGCGGCUCAGCUUUAAACACCGUACGUAUUCUCAAACGUUUGGGCACAGAACCAAUGUUUUUUGGAGCUGUCGGUGAGGAUAAACAUUCCGAAACAGUAGAAGACUUGCUGAAGAGAGAUGGCGUGGAAUGCAUUAACUACAGACUACAAAAGGUGCCCGAUACACCCACAGGCCGUUGCAUUUGCCUAGUACACAAAGAUGAAUCGGCGUUAUAUGCCAACAUUGGAGCAUCAUCGAAAUUCUCAGAAGACUUUUUGAGACAAAUUGAACAGGAGGAGAAGGCGUUCUUCUUGCGCAAUGCCGGCAACAAACAGAUCUUUUACAUCGAGGGCUUCUUUGUGCCCCAUCGCGAGGAGGUGCUCACAUAUGUGGUGCGUAACUACAUACGCGGUCGCCGGCGGCUGGCCUUGAAUCUCAGUGCAACAUAUAUCGUGAAGAAGAACUACCAUCACAUUCUCUAUCUGGCCAGCAAUGCCUUUUUCCUAUUUGGCAAUAAUGAUGAAUUCGAGACAUUCCGUGAAUGUUGGGGUGCCAAGAGUAUCGACGACAUGGCCGUGGAGCUUUUGAAACAGAGCGAGACGCCCAAAAUCCUAGUGAUGACCCAUGGUGGCAAGGGUGUGACGUUGAUAACAAAUUACCAAGACGAACUGUCGCCACCGGCUGAGGUGACCUUUGAGAAUUUCAAUGUACCUCGCGUCAAUAACAUAGUCGAUACCACUGGCUGUGGAGAUGCUUUUGUGGCUGCUUUCCUUCAUGCCUGGCUGGAGAAACGUUCUUUGAGUGAGUGUGUGCGGGUCGCCAGUGAUGUUGCUGCCAAAGUGGCCACUCAAGUAGGCUGUAAUUUGCCCUGAAAUUAAGGCUGUUCAUCAUGUUGAAUGUAUACGCGAUUCCUGAAGAAUUCUUUAAACUAUUUUAAUUUAUUUUUAUUAUUUUAAAACUAUUGCAUUCUGCCUUGAAACACACACACAAACUCAUGCUUAUACUCGUAUUAUGCAUCGUCCCUUGGCGAUUCUUAUUAUUAAUCUCAGAGCAAUGUUCAUUGUUUUAAUUUUUUACAUGGUUUUAUUCGAGCCCAGUAGCAAUUAUAUAAAUUUAAAAAUAAA
Messenger RNA from Stomoxys calcitrans (stable fly), 1835 nucleotides. RefSeq lists its product as uncharacterized. The coding region runs from base 393 to 1583 and encodes 396 amino acids. Gene Ontology annotation, cellular component: cytosol; nucleus. The transcript is spliced from 4 exons. Gene Ontology annotation, molecular function: adenosine kinase activity. NCBI's taxonomy places the organism in Eukaryota, Metazoa, Arthropoda, Insecta, Diptera, Muscidae. The record is from RefSeq and is a predicted model, not a curated record. Gene Ontology annotation, biological process: purine ribonucleoside salvage.